Messenger RNA from Puma concolor (puma), 1160 nucleotides. RefSeq names its product chromosome C2 C21orf91 homolog (gene CC2H21orf91). NCBI's taxonomy places the organism in Eukaryota, Metazoa, Chordata, Mammalia, Carnivora, Felidae. The record is from RefSeq and is a predicted model, not a curated record.
CGGCCGCCUCCGCUGCGGCCGGAAACAAUAGUGGAGGAGCCCGAGCCGUGCGGAACGGCUGCUGUGGCGCGCGGAGCCGACGGGGCACUAUGAACGAAGAGGAGCAGUUUGUAAACAUUGAUUUGAAUGAUGACAACAUUUGCAGUGUUUGUAAACUGGGAACAGACAAAGAAACACUCUCCUUCUGCCACGUUUGUUUUGAGCUAAAUAUUGAGGGAGUACCAAAAUCUAAUCUCUUGCACACCAGAUCAUUAAGGGGCCAUAAAGACUGCUUUGAAAAAUACCAUUUGAUUGCAAACCAGGAUUGUCCCCGAUCUAAACUUUCAAAAAGUACUUACGAAGAAGUUAAAACUCUUUUGAGUAAGAAGAUAAACUGGAUUGUACAGUAUGCACAAAAUAAGGAUCUGGAUUCAGAUUCUGAAUGUUCUAAAAAUACCCAGCAUCACCUGUUAAAUUGCAGGCAUAAGCCAGAUAAAAACUUACUCCCACAGUUUGACUCUCAAGUACCAAAGUAUUCUGCAAAGUGGAUAGAUGCAAGCGCAGGCGGCCUCUCAAACUGUUCACAAAGAAUAUUGGAGCAGCGGGAAAAUACAGACUUUGAGCUUGCGGUGUUGCAAGAUUCAGGUGCCACUUUAUGCCACAGUAGUGUAUUGUGGCCUCAUAGUCACAACCAGGCACAGAAAAAAGAAGAAAUAAUCUCUGAUCCAGAUGCUAACGUCCAGGCCCAGCAUCCACAUUACAGCAGAGAGGAAUUGAAUUCGAUGACUCUUGGUGAGGUAAAGCAACUGAAUGCAAAGCUCCGACAGGAAAUACAGGAAGUUUUUGAAGAGUUAACACACCAAGUGCAAGAAAAAGAUUCUUUGGCCUCAGAGCUCCACGUCCGCCACGUUGCCAUCGAACAGCUCCUCAAGAACUAUUCCAAGUUACCAUGUCUGCAAGUGGGGCGAACAGGAACAAAGUCACACCUACCCAUAAACAACUAAACCAGACUUAACAUUUCCUUCCUUGGCCCUCCUGCCCCUACCAUGUACUGGUCUGCCAGGCAUGAUAACUUUAAAGAAGUUGAAGAAAGUUAUUGGUCCCAUUUUUUUAUGGUCCUUAAAUUUGCAAAGCUGAAGGCAGUAUUUAACAUCUUUGUCAAAUAAAGCAGAUCGUUACAC